ACACAGCGACAUUUUUGCUGAAUUGAGCCGUUUUUGCACCUGGAGGACGGAGGAAUUGUGCCACAUUGGAGCUUUCCUGUGCGCGUCAGCGGGCGACACAAAAGACUACCCACACGCAAGAUUCAGCCGUUUCCUGAAUGCCUAUCCUCACGUGGCAUAAAUGAGAUAUUAACAGCUGGUGAAUUUAUAACCUGUUCUCACAGAUCCUAAUAAACCCAGAAACGUGUUUUGGGGAGUCGGUGGCCCUGAGGCGCGCACAAAUCCCUCUGAUGUGGAUUUGUCACACUUUGUCAGUCUUUUAAAUGGCUAAAGCCGGAAAUCUUCUUCCGACUGGACUCUAUUUGAGGAGUUAAAACUUUUACUGUUUGUGUCUCGAACGGCGCUUCCCACUUCGACACGAAUUAUGACCGAAAACAAUGAGAUAGAGUGCGACUCGGAGCUCCAGCGCUCUCCAAGCAAUAUGCCCAUCCAACCAGUGACUUCCAAGCUCCAGAGACUAAAACGCUCAUUGUCCUUCAAGACCAUGAUGCGCAGUAAGAGCGUGGAGAACUUCUUCCAGAGGUCCUACAGCGAUGCUCGCCUGCCCCAGGAUUUCAUCACUGACCCGCCGCCUCCGUCCCCUCCUCUGCUGCCUGGCUCCCCACUUGUUGGUGACCGGUCACCAUCAAUUUCACCAUCUCGCAGCCCCAACCCCUCCAUCUCCUCCCACUCGCCCUCACUCAGCCUUUCUCCAUCACUGCCCGCCAAGCCUCCCCGACCCCAGAUUACCCACUGUUUCCAGGACCACAUCUUUCGAAAGCCCACCAACUGCCAGCAUUGCAAGCACAUGAUAGUAGGAAACUCCAAACAAGCUCUACGGUGUAAAACGUGCAAGAUGGCUGCUCACCUGUGGUGCACCUCAGAACUAUCGCAGCAGCCGUGUCAUGGGAAGUCGGGAGCAUUCAAGCGAAACUUCAGCUCGCCGAUGCUCGUCACUGACCAGUUGGCUGUCGUCAAGGAAGUUCAGCCAAGCCAAGAGGCACCGCGGAUGCGAGUAGACCCUGUGUAUGCCGCCUUGCGCUACGGGACGUCCUUGGCACAGAUGAGUCGCUCCAGUUUUGGCAGUUUGUCAGAAUCACCAACACGCAGCUUGGGGGAGGGAGGAGAGGAGAUGCAGCAGAGACAGUCCAGCAUGGAGGAAGAGUUAACUCAGGAAACAGGGGACGCUCCUAUCCCUGAGCCAGAGAUCGAAAAGGAGGUAGAAGAGAGCUGCGAACAGACUCAGACUGCAGAGGAGAAGGUGCCCAAGCGCAUUGAAGUCCACUCUAUCCACACCUAUGUAGCGCUCUACAAGUUUCUGCCUCAGGAACCAAAUGACCUGGAACUACAUCCUGGUGAUCGGGUGCAGGUCACUGACGACUCUAAUGAGGAGUGGUGGAAGGGUAAAUGUGGCGACAAAGUUGGUUUUUUCCCUGCCAACUUUGUGCAAAGGGUCCGACCCGGAGAGAGAGUGUGGCGGGUUAUUCAGGGUAAUCCCGGCAACCGAGAGAGAGGACACAUGGCUGUGAGGGAAUCCCAGAUUUGUGUGGGGAAACGAGAAGAGGGUGAGGUGUUUCUAAAGCUGAGCAGUGGAAAGAAGAAAGGGCUGGUCCCAGCUGAUUCCAUAGAGGAGAUUUGAACCUUUGUGCACAGACCACCAUCUUUCCACAUCUACUUUCCCCAGGGAUGCACCCAUUUUAAAACUACCCCCCUUCUGCCUCAUUCCCCUGGCUAAACAACUGCUCCAGCCUCUCCAACUGGUCAGCCAAACACAGAAAAACUAAAAACAUAAUACACACUUCUGCAAGGAUCUGGAACCACAGCCCCUCAUAAACACAUGGUUUCCAGUUCAGCUGGUUGAUUGUAAGCCUUUAAUGGUGGGGGCAGUUAUGCAAUUGCCCUGCUCUAGUUCUCUUGUAGGUUUAUCUUUUCAAAGCCAAUAAAUCGAUGUUUAGUAGACAAGGGUGGUCAAAAAUGCUUUAAAAUGUCUGCUGGAUGCCAGCUCAGAUUUAGUUUUUCCUCAUCAAAAAGACGUCUACCAGCGUGGGAGGAGGCUGAAUCCUGUCAUGGGAACAUGAUGCUUCUAUCAGUGUCCUUUUCUUGUUUCUACCCACUCCGUGUGUCUCAUUCCUAUCUGCUAAUUUCAGGGUCUCUGCCCUGGGGACUGAUAUCAGCUUCGUGUAGACUGCUACAACAAUAGGCACUUGCCAAGAACAACCACUGCCAGCUAUGGAAUGCUACUGCCAUUUAGACAGACGGCAGGAUAAGAUGAAAGGAAUACACCAGAUCUGAAAAUUGUCUGUAGUUUCUGGCUGAGUUACGACUGCACUCAACGAUUUGAGAGUGCAAAAAGAAGAGGUCUUUCACCGAAAAAUCGAAAACUGAUUCUUUUCAUUAUGAAAUGACAAUUAAAGUAUGCUAUAAAAAUUCUCCAGCAUCUUUUAAUUUCUGGUAUGAAAGCCUGUCAAACCCUGUGAACAUCACUAUUUACCCAAAGACUCAGAGUUUACCUUUUCGACUAUCCUUAAAACAAAAACAUGAACUCCCAGGAAUUGCCUGAAAAUUUUUCCUUUCUUUUAAGUAAAAUUUUAUAGAUUAUUAUGUCUGUCCACUUUUGAGACACAGCUGUGUUUGUCUACCGUCCUUAUUCUGUUGUGUUACUAUUUUACAAACAGAUGAGGUAAAA
Molecule: messenger RNA, 2704 nt
Organism: Oreochromis aureus
Lineage: Eukaryota; Metazoa; Chordata; Actinopteri; Cichliformes; Cichlidae
Product: SH3 and cysteine-rich domain-containing protein 2-like
Exons: 11
Coding region: 404-1657 (417 amino acids)
Biological process (GO): positive regulation of protein localization to plasma membrane; skeletal muscle contraction; positive regulation of voltage-gated calcium channel activity
Cellular component (GO): extrinsic component of cytoplasmic side of plasma membrane
Molecular function (GO): protein binding
Source: RefSeq, a predicted model, not a curated record